GUUUCCAAGAUGGCGGUGUACGCAGGUGGGAUGUCGCGGCUGCUGUGUUUCUUGUUGAGGAGGUUGUGCCCGCGAAGGCAGCCCAGCACCGGAGCCCGGGGACCGCCGGCGCCUCUGGCUUGGCACUCGGAGUGGGAGUGCGGCCCCAUAUGGAUGACAGCGGCCAUGAGCCGGUUCAGGCACACGACGAGUCGGCGGCAGCAGCAGGUCACGCCGCGGGGAGAGGAGGGAAUGUCGGAGCCGCCGCUGCCAACUGGAGCGAGCGGUCAGCAAGACUUACAGGCCCUUCUUCAAGAGUUUCCACAGCCUAAGAACCUGCUGGUUCAGGUCAUGCAGCGAGCUCUGAAGGCUUCUAAUGUAAAUGAUCGCAUUGUCUACAAAUCAUUUGAUGGAUACAUUAAAAAAACCGUUCUGUACAUCAGUUGGCCAAGAAAACUGAAAGUGGAAGGUUUCGGCAAUAAGAAAGUUGUUGCAGAGAAACAUGCUGCCGCGGCUGCUUGCAGGAUAUUCAAGCAAUGGGGCCUACUGGGACCAAAGAAUCAGCUGUUCCAAGCUCAAGAAUACCAGGAUUUGGCUGCAAAAUGUGCUGCUUUACCUCUAACUGAGGUGCAUGUAGUGAUGGACAACUCAACCAACAAUACUCAACAGAUAACCUCCAGGCAGGAGAAUGUUCAGAAAGAAAUACCUGAACCAAAUGAAAUGGGUCUGCUGGAGGAAAGUGAGAUGGAUCAGGAGGCAGAGGAAGGGACAAUGGAUUGCGCAGAGUUUCUCUCUGUCACAGACAAAGCACCUCAGCACAAGCUGAUGUCAAGAGCGGUUCAGCGUACCAUGACAGAUAACACCAGUGCGAUGAGGGCCCUCACACAGUUUCCUGAGCCGAAGAACCUCCUGUCAAAGGUCAUACAAAUAGCGACCACCUCCUCUACAGUCACAGACUAUUUGAAAUACACCACAGAAGAUGGUCCUGUCAAGGUAUGCCGGCUUGAGAUGCAGUGGCCGACCCCGAUGACCUUCAUUGCAAGUGGCCGGCGGAAAACCGAGGCAGAAAGAAGAGCAGCAGCUUUAGCCUGUAAGAAGUUGAAGGAUCUUGGUUUGAUCAACCAGAAAAAUCAUCCACUGACCCAUGCCAUGUACAACUUGGCCGCGAUAAAAGAGUUGAGCGAAAAGGAGCGGCGUCCGACCAAGCUAGAAAUCCCAAACAGCCUCCAGCAACGAAUCCAGCAAUACUUGGACCAGCAUACAAUAGAGAUUGCCUCUGAAGAUGAUGACCAUGAACACCAGUCCAUUAGCCCUAGCCCAGAGAUUGUGGAUUCAGUGUCUGGCAGCGGUUUAGUUAGUGAUGCCAUCACAGGAGAAAUGUAUGUCCCACUGUCUCAAGAAGAGGCGGAACGUAUCAGUCAGAAACUGCUCUGGCUUUGGCAGCGAUCCAGGCCUGUGAAUGUUAAGCCAUUGCCAGUGGACUUGCACAAGAAAACAGUAAUUUCUGCCAUUGAAGAAAAUCAGGUCAUAGUCAUAGCUGGCGCAACUGGAUGUGGUAAGACUACCAGGAUCCCUCAAUUUAUUUUGGAGAAGUUCAUAACUGACAACAGAGGAGCACACUGUAACAUUUUAAUAACACAGCCCCGAAGGAUCAGUGCAGUAUCAGUGGGGCAACGAGUAGGCUAUGAAAUGGGACCAAACCUGAAGAAAAAUGUGGGUUACCAGGUGAGGCUGGAGAGCAUGUUGCCCCCUAGAGGUGGAGCCCUACUCUUCUGCACUGUUGGCAUCCUGUUAAAGAAACUGCAAGGGAAUGCCUCACUGGAAGGCAUCAGUCAUGUCAUUGUGGAUGAAGUCCACGAACGAGAUGUCAACACGGACUUCCUUCUCAUCUUACUGAAGAAGGUGUUGGAAUCCAACCCGAAUCUGAAGAUCAUCUUAAUGAGUGCCACCAGUGACACUGAGCGUAUAUCGGAAUAUUAUGGGAAUUGCCCCAUAGUAACUGUGCCAGGGUUCAUGUUUCCGGUGAAGGAUUUUUACCUGGAUGAUAUCCUACCAAUGCUGGGACAAAGGAAGACGACUCGGCUCAAUCAACAGGAUGAGGAAGACCCUGUCCCUGAUCUUGAUCUGGUCACUGACACAAUUUUGCAUAUUGAUGCUCACAGUGAAUCAGGUGGAAUCUUGUGUUUCUUGCCAGGAUGGCAGGAGAUCCGAGGGGUUCAACAGAGACUUGAGGAAUGCCUUUCUACUCGGAGAGAAAACUAUAUAAUUUUACCCGUUCAUUCCAACAUCCCUGUGAUGGAUCAACAAGAAAUUUUCCAUCAACCAGCUCCUUGGAUGAGGAAAAUUGUCCUGGCGACAAACAUCGCCGAGACUUCAAUAACAAUCGAUGAUAUCACACACGUGGUUGACACGGGAUGUCACAAGGAGCAGCGCUAUGAUCUGAAAACAAAGGUUUCGUGUCUCAAUACUGUUUGGAUUUCAAAAUCAAAUGUGAGGCAGCGGCGUGGGCGAGCGGGCCGCUGCCAGCCAGGUACGGCUUACCAUCUGUUCAGCAAAGAGAGGCUGGAGAAAAUGGAUGAUUUUCCAAUCCCAGAAAUCAUGCGUACUCCUCUGGAGAACAUAGUGGUGCAGUCCAAAGUUCACAUUCCUGACAUUACGGCUUCAGAUUUUCUGUCAAAAGCAAUGAAUAGUCCAAAUCCUAAAGCUGUGAAUGAGGCUGUGCGGGUACUACAGGAGUUAGGGGUACUCGAUGAAGAAGAAUCUCUCACUUUCCUUGGACAGCGCCUGGCCCACAUCUCCACAGACCCCAGGCUGGCCAAGGCAAUUGUCAUGGCCUCCAUUUUCCGCUGUCUGUCCCCUGUAUUAGCUGUUGUUGCAUGUCUGACUCGAGAUCCAUUUGUGAACAGUUUGCUGAACAGGACUGAGGUUGUGAAGGCUAAAGCACGUCUGAGUGGGGACAGCCGAAGUGAUCAUAUAGCUUUUAUUAAAGCUGUUGAAGGCUGGAAGAAAGUUCUGCAGGAGAGGGCCGCAGACUGCAAGAAAGAAUACCUGGAAGGGAACAUGCUGUACGCCCCAAGCCUCCGCUUCAUUCACGGAUUAAUUCUGCAAUUCUCUGAAAAUGUUUACAAUGCAUUCCUGGUGUCGAAUCCUUCAGAUUGCACGCGUUCCUACUCCUUGUGCAACCAGUACAGUGGGGAGGAAGAGUUGAUUAAAGGUGUGCUGUUGGCUGGCCUAUACCCUAACCUCAUCCAGCUGAGAUAUGGGAAAGUCACCAAAGAGGGAAAAUUUAAACCCAACAGCCUGGUCUACCGUACUAAAGGUGGGCAGGUAUUGCUGCACAGAUCUACAGUGAACAGGAAUGAGGAGUAUUUUAAAAGCCGUUGGCUGACCUAUUUCAUGGCUGUGAAAUCCAGUGGGAACGUUUUUGUUCGUGACUCCUCCAUGGUCCAUCCAUUGACUCUGUUAAUGCUACCAGAUUGUGACAUUGACAUCAAGGAGGAUGGUGACUCUGUGCUGCUAACUCUGGCUGACUCUAGCCUCCUGCAACUUGAGCUGGACUCGAAGACUGCCUAUUUGCUCUACAGCUUCCGCAGAGCUGUACACAAGAUGAUCAAAACCUGCCUGCGAUAUGAGCUCCCUGAAAUAUCCUCAGAUCUUCAGAAAGAACAUGGGGAAGUGCUGUCAUUGCUUGUGGAGCUCUUGAACUGCUGGCCAGCAAAGUGAAAGAUUCACUAGGAGGGGGAAGAAGUGGCAACUAAGUUUGUAUUCUAUUCUGUAUCAGAAUUGCUUGACCUAUUGUAUAAAAGGGAUUAUAUACUUUAUUUAAUGUUGAGGCUAAAACUGCUCAACUUCCUGCAAAAUUACUUGAAACUGAUGGGCAGACCAGCCUAUCAUCUCAUAACUUAUAAAUAUAAUGGAUUGUGUAAAACUGUAAUUGGAAUAAUUGUAUUAAGCAAGAACCCAACUAACUGGGUGAAUGUGUUUCUGUAUGGACAAUGUUGUCUGAGUUCCAUGAUUGAAAAAUUUAUUUAAAGACUA
Messenger RNA from Stegostoma tigrinum, 4017 nucleotides. It is a transcript of the gene dhx30, whose product is annotated as DEAH (Asp-Glu-Ala-His) box helicase 30. The transcript is spliced from 19 exons. The record is from RefSeq and is a predicted model, not a curated record. Lineage: Eukaryota; Metazoa; Chordata; Chondrichthyes; Orectolobiformes; Stegostomatidae. Gene Ontology annotation, cellular component: cytoplasm; nucleus; intracellular anatomical structure. Bases 10 to 3702 code for a protein of 1230 amino acids. Gene Ontology annotation, molecular function: ATP binding; DNA helicase activity; G-quadruplex RNA binding.